AUGGAAGUUGGAGGAGGUUUAAGAACUGCUCAUGAGCCAAAAUAUGGUGGUGUGCUUGUCGAAGAUGUUAGUAGCAGCAGUGACAUGUCACUCUCGAUAGCAAGCAACACCACCCUCAAGGAUGACAAGACCAUCGAUGCGAAAAUAAAGAAAGAGAGAAGAGCAAGAAGAGAAGCAAGGAGAAAAACCAAAGAAGAACAACAAAAGGAUGAUGAGAAGCUAAAAAGAAAAGAAGAAAGGAAGCACAUACGUGAAGAAAGAGCAAAGAGAAGGGCAGCAAGAACAAAGCAAGAAGCAAAGAAGGCAUAUGAUGCUUCAUCUAGUGAGCUAUCUAGUAGCUUGGAUGAUGCAUCAUAUCAUGCUUCCAAGGGACACGAGAAGAACAAGAAGAAGGAAAGCAAGGAUAAAGGCAGCAGCACCAAGAAGAAAUAUGCAGCCGUAUCCUUUAAUUAUUCUUACUUGACUAACUGUGACCGCAAGUCUUUCAUUAAUGUGCCUACGGGCAAGCUGCCUCAUUUCGAUGGGACAAACUUUGCCAAGUGGAAGCACUUGAUGAGGGCUUAUCUUAUCGGUCUUCACCCUAGUCUUUUGGAAAAUUGUGUGUAG
Sorghum bicolor (sorghum) is the source of this 606-nucleotide messenger RNA. Its product is annotated as translation initiation factor IF-2-like. The coding region runs from base 1 to 606 and encodes 201 amino acids. Lineage: Eukaryota; Viridiplantae; Streptophyta; Magnoliopsida; Poales; Poaceae. The record is from RefSeq and is a predicted model, not a curated record. The transcript has a single exon.